CCUUUAUAACCGACCUGACAUUCUCUCCUUUCGAUCCGUUUUGUCCCCAGAAAAAAGCUUGGCAAAUCCUCUCUCUCUCUCUCUCUCUCUCUCUCGCCAUGGGGAACCAAGAGUCUAGCAACCAUUCCUCCUCGGGGGGCGGCGGAAAGGUCAUCUUGUGGGACGGCACGGUGCACCGGCUGGAGGGCCCCGGCCUCACUGCAGCCGAGCUCAUGCUGGAGCACCCGCAGCAGGUUGUGGUCGAGUUCGACUCCAAGGCCAGCGGGAAGAGGCCGACCCCGUUGCCCGCCGACCAGGAGCUCGACCCCAGGAAGAUCUACCUCAUGCUCCCCGUGAAGAGGGGGAAGCCUGUGUCCCUAUCUGCCGAGGAGGCCCGGCACGUGCUCUUCACGGCGAACUCGGCCCUGCAGUCGAGGUCCCUCCUGACGUCCUCCUCAAGGUUCUUGCCAUUGUUCGCACGGAUGUGCAUCAUUGGCCCCGGAGGCGACGGAUAUGACGAGCACACGCCCCGAGAGCGAGACCAGGAGGGCGAGAUGAGCGUGGCCAAGAGGUGCGCCGUAGCAGACCCGUUCAUGUCGGAGAUCAUGGACGGCACGCCGGAGUACUUGAGCAGGCAGCUCUCGGGGAAGGGAUGGAAGCCGAGUCUAGACACCAUCAAGGAGAAGAGGAUCCAGAAGAAGGUGCCUUACUGGCUGUUCUAGUCACUUUCAGAGGUCGUCCACCAUCUUAUUGGGCUGCCAAGAUCGGAGUAUCGAUGUCUAAAAGUGCUGCUUCUUAUCAGUUAGUUUGCAUAUGUCUAUAUGUCGUGGCAAAAUACUAAUGUCGAUGCGUAGAAAUAGGAAGGGAUUGUAAGUCAAACAGCACAUGUCCUGACCAGGUUCUCGAGGAAGAACUGCGUAGCAAUGAUAUAGGGGAGUUAGGGAGUUACAGCGGUGCGUGUAUUUGUGGGCCGUUGAGGCCCAUAACAAGGCCUGAUGUCCUAGCUUUUCAGCCCAUCGCUCGUAUUGAACCGGGUCGGAUAGUUUCGUUUUCGGUAUGCAGUAAUUUAAGUAUGGGGUCCGUUUAUUUGAAGGAAUUUUUUUUGUUGAGAAA
This is a messenger RNA of Eucalyptus grandis, 1092 nucleotides long. RefSeq lists its product as uncharacterized. The transcript has a single exon. Bases 99 to 701 code for a protein of 200 amino acids. The record is from RefSeq and is a predicted model, not a curated record. NCBI's taxonomy places the organism in Eukaryota, Viridiplantae, Streptophyta, Magnoliopsida, Myrtales, Myrtaceae.